GUUUAGGAUUGCUACUCUUUUGCAAGGUGCUGUUCCGCACAUGGUCCAUAUUUCAAUUUAAAAUAUAUAUAUAUAUACAUAACAAAAGUUUGAUCGAAUUUUGAAACACAGGGAUAAUAAUCGAUGAGAUCAUGGCCAUGAAAGACCUGUAUCCAUGUUGAGGAAACUUUCAAAGAGAUUGUGAAAGAUCCAAGCUUUCAUCCCCGACCCCCAAACCUCCCAUCACUCACUGCAGUGUUGUCCAAGUAACACACGACCCACUACACUGCCACCAUGAUCACCUCAGAGCUGCCUGUUCUGCUGGACUCCUGCGGUGAGCCUGGCCCUGGGGAGGCAGUCGUUUUGAGUGAGCUCGACCACUCCGGAGGUGGCAGGACCAAGAAAAAGAGAGGGAAGCCAGGUAGACUGCUGGCACCUAGUAAGAAAGCACGCAAGCAGAAGUGCCCAGUGGGGGUGUUGAUGGGGCGCAAGGCCAGUGGAGCCGUCGAGCAGAAUGGGGAGGGGAAUCCCGUCACCCUGUUUGAGGUGGUCAAACAAGGAAAGAGUGCCAUGCAGUCAGUUGUGGAUGACUGGAUAGAAUCUUAUAAGCUGGACCGGGAUCUUGCCCUCCUGGACCUCAUCAACUUCUUCAUUCAGUGUUCUGGCUGUAAAGGUGCUGUGAGAAUUGAAAUGUUUCGCAACAUGCAAAAUGCAGAGAUCAUCCAUAAAAUGACAGAGGAGUUUGAUGAGGACAGUGGGGAUUACCCCCUCACCAUAUCUGGCCCAGUGUGGAAGAAGUUCCGGUACAAUUUUUGCGAGUUCAUCGCGGUUCUGGUUCGGCAGUGCCAGUACAGCAUUAUCUAUGAUGAGUACAUGAUGGACACAGUCAUCUCACUGUUGACCGGCCUCUCUGACUCACAGGUCCGAGCAUUCCGACACACCAGCACCCUCGCAGCGAUGAAGCUGAUGACAGCUGUUGUGAGUGUGGCACUGAACCUUAGCAUCCACCAAGACAACGCCCAGAGACAGUAUGAGGUCGAGCGCAACAAAAUAAUUGGCAAGCGAGCCAACGAGAAGCUUGAGCUGCUACUGCAGAAAAGGAAGGAGCUCCAAGAAAACCAAGAUGAAAUUGAAAACAUGAUGAACUCAAUCUUCAAGGGAAUAUUUGUUCAUCGUUACAGGGAUGCGAUUGCUGAAAUCAGAGCCAUCUGCAUUGAGGAGAUUGGAGUGUGGAUGAAAAUGUACAGUGAUGCCUUCCUCAACGACAGUUACCUUAAGUAUGUAGGGUGGACUUUACAUGACCGGCAAGGUGAAGUACGUUUGAAAUGCUUGAGAGCCUUACAGAGCCUCUACACCAACCAGGAGCUCUUUCCAAAGCUGGAGCUAUUCACAAACCGUUUUAAGGACCGGAUAGUGUCGAUGACACUAGAUAAAGAAUUUGAUGUGGCAGUGGAGGCAAUCAGAUUAGUCACCCUAAUUCUGCAUGACAGUAAGGAUGCGCUGUCCAAUGAGGACUGUGAGAAUGUGUAUCACCUGGUGUAUUCUGCACACAGACCCAUGGCAGUCGCAGCAGGAGAGUUCCUCCACAGCAAAUUGUUCAGCAGACAUGACCCCCAGGUUGAGGAGGCUCUGGCAAAACGCAGGGGGAGGUGCAGUCCAAACGGGAGCCUCAUCAGGAUGUUAGUGCUCUUUUUCCUGGAGAGUGAGCUCCACGAGCAUGCUGCAUAUCUGGUGGACAGCCUGUGGGAGUGUUCUCAGGAGCUGCUGAAGGACUGGGAGUGUAUGACUGAGCUGCUGCUGGAGGAGCCUACGCAGGGAGAGGAGAUUCUGUCAGACAGACAGGAGAGUGCUCUGAUCGAGGUCAUCGUCUGCACCAUUCGCCAAGCUGCAGAGGCCCAUCCACCCGUGGGCAGGGGAGCAGGCAAACGGGUGCUGACUGCCAAAGAGAGGAAGACACAGAUUGAUGACAAGAACAAGCUCACAGAGCACUUUAUCAUGGCUCUCCCAAUGCUACUGUCAAAGUACCAGGCUGAAUCUGAGAAGGUGGCCAACCUGCUACAGAUUCCCCAGUUCUUCGAUCUGGAAGUUUAUAGUGCUGGGAGGAUGGAGAAGCACCUGGACGGUCUGCUGAAGCAGAUCAGGUUUGUGGUGGAAAAGCACACGGAAGCAGAUGUGCUGGAGGCAUGUAGUAAGACCUACAGCAUCCUGUGCAGUGAGGAGUUCACAAUCAUGAACCGUGUAGGCAUUGCCCGCAGCCAGCUCAUCGACGAGAUGACAGAUCGCUUCAGUCAUGCAGUGGAGGACCUGCUGCAGGAGGGGGAUGACGCAGAUGAUGAUGACAUUUACAAUGUUCUGUCCAACCUCAAGAGACUCACUGCUUUUCACAAUGCCCACGAUCUGACCAGGUGGGACCUGUUUCGGAACUGUUACCGGCUGUUAAGAGCAGGUAUAGAACAGGGGUCAAUGCCAGAACAGAUUGCAGUUCAGGCUCUUCAGUGCUCCCAUUACUCAAUCCUGUGGCAGCUGGUGAAGAUCACAGAAGGCUCCCCAUCUAAGGAUGAUCUAGCAGCACUUAGAAGAGUGAUCAAAUCUUUUCUGUUCGUGUGUCAGCAGUGUUUAUCCAAUGUCAACACGCUGGUUAAAGAACAGGCCUUCAUGCUGCUGUGUGACCUGCUGAUGGUGUACAGUCACCAGCUAACUGCGGGGAGCAGGGAGGCGCUGCAUCCGCUUGUCUUCAAUCCAGAUGCCACACUGCAAAAUGAGCUGCUUAGCUUCGUCCUGGACCAUGUCUUCAUCGAGCAGGAUGAUGAGAACCAGAGCAUGGAGGGUGAUGAGGAAGAUGAAGCCAACAAGAUUGAGGCUUUACACAAGAGAAGGAACCUGCUGGCUGCCUUCAGCAAACUCAUAAUCUACGACAUUGUAGACAUGCCCGCAGCUGCAGACAUCUUCAAGCACUACAUGAAGUACUGCAAUGACUAUGGAGACAUUAUUAAGGAGACACUAAGCAAGACAAGACAAAUGGACAAGAUCUUGUGUGCCAAGACGCUCAUCCUGAGUCUGCAGCAGCUCUUUAAUGAGCUGGUCCCGGAGCAGGGCCCAUGUCUGGACCACACGUCUUCACCUGUCACCGGCAUUAAGGAGCUGGCACGACGCUUUGCCCUAACCUUUGGCCUCGACCAGAUCAAGACCAGGGAGGCCGUGGCCACACUACAUAAGGAUGGUAUUGAGUUUGCCUUCAAGUACCAGAACCCAAAAGGUCCUGACUACCCACCCCUGAAUCUGGCCUUCCUGGAAGUCCUCUGUGAAUUUUCCUCUAAGCUGCUUCGGCAAGACAAAAAAACAGUCCACUCGUACCUGGAGAAAUUCCUGUCAGAGCAGAUGGCACAGAGGCGGGAGGAUGUGUGGCUGCCUCUCAUAUCCUACCGCAACUCACUGCUGACGGGUGGCGAUGACGACCGUCUGUCCAUCACCAGCGGUGGUAGCAGCAAGACGGGCUCACUCCGCAGCAAGAAGGGCCGGCCCCUGGUACACAAGAAACGCACAGAGGAGGAGAGUGUGGAGAGCUUAUGGGUGAUGAGAGGUGACCAGCUGCCACUCACCCAGCUCACAUCCACAGUGCUGCCCCCACCCCAGUUCACAUCCACAGUGCUUCCCGCAACCAAGCUCACAUCCACAGUACUGCGAGAGAAACCACAACAUGCCCUCGACCAUGUCCCUGGCCACGUCCCUGAUCACACUCCAGAGCAGGAGUCUGAGCACAGCCCCGAGCCUGACUACGUCCACGGUACACAAAUGCAGAUGUCUUGGCUUGGUCAACACAAACCGGAGGAGCUGAACAGGAAGGAGCACACAGCUGUGAACUACAUGAAGUCCAGGAGUGGAGCAGUUCGGCACACAGUAAGAGGUAUGAUGGAAGAUGAUGCUGAGCCCAUUUUUGAGGAUGUCAUGAUGUCAUCUCACGGACAGCUAGAAGACAUGAAUGAAGAAUUUGAGGACACAAUAGUCAUUGACCUGCCUCCAUCUCGGAAUCGGCGUGAGAGGGUUGAACUGAGACCUGACUUCUUCGAAUCUGCCGGCAUGAUAGAGGAUGAAUCGGGUUUUACGAUGCCUAUGUUCUGAAAUGCAUAUCAAAUAUACUCUCCUGCAAGGGCUCUUGCCACCAAGGACACACACAAACCUCUGUCUUAAAGCCCUGGUGUUCAUUUCCUGCAGCAGAACCUGGUCUUUCUGCCAUGUUGGAUUUCAAACAGGAAGACAAGUUUUAACCAACAAGUAAAGGCAAUGCCCAUUUAAAAGUGCUGUAGUUUUAAUGCAAUCCAUUUAAUUCAUCUGCUCGGAGAGUGUUUGUACUCCACUGUGGAUGACCAUGAUCCUGUGAUGUUUUGGAGGAUCCAAUUAGUUUAAGUGGUAAAUUUCCUACUUUGUCUCAGUCCAGUCAUAUUGGGGUUUGUUUAUAUUGUGGUUCAGUUUUCUUCAUGCUGGAGUCAUAUCACACACCUACAGGUCUGUUUCAACUAUCCUCUUAAGAUCCCUGGUGCAAUCAGACCUUAUUGUAGUUGUCUGUUGCAUCACCAAACCCAUUCUGCCAUGUAAAUUAUUGAAAUCAGUAGUAUGUCACGUCACUAAUCACUUCUCAAAAUGUUUUAGUUUCCCACUGCAGUAACCUACCUUUCUGGUCAUCCCUGUAUACAUGGGUAGAUUUGGUUCAAAAUUACAUGGUCAUGUAAAUAUUCAAAGAUCAAGAUGCAUUUCUCUUUCUUAUAACUUUUCAAAAUGCAUUACAUUGUGUACUUUGGUUUUCUGUAAACCCCUGCUGUCAGUUCUUGUUGAUGUAAGAAAGUUACAUUUUUGUCACAAGUUUAUACGAAUCUGUUUGAACAUAUUUUUGCCAAACGGAGGAAGGAUUUUAAUGUUGUCUGGCCUGGAAUGAUGAAGCCCUGUAAUAUCAUUCCACCAGGCAAAUAAAACAUAUCAUGUGGGUAUAACAGAAUUAAUUUCCAGUGUAAUACCUUGUGCUUUAUUUGUCUGUCUUAUGAGACAUAUACUGUCAACAAAUUACACAUCAUAUCAGACUAGCUACAAAAUAGUUACAAAAUUAAGCACUUUUCUAUACUCUGUAUAUUCUAUAUACUUUUAGGUAUUUACCUGUAAAUUGUAUAUUUUGGUAUAU
This is a messenger RNA of Electrophorus electricus (electric eel), 5149 nucleotides long. RefSeq names its product STAG1 cohesin complex component a (gene stag1a). The record is from RefSeq and is a predicted model, not a curated record. NCBI's taxonomy places the organism in Eukaryota, Metazoa, Chordata, Actinopteri, Gymnotiformes, Gymnotidae. Gene Ontology annotation, molecular function: chromatin binding. Gene Ontology annotation, cellular component: nucleus; chromatin; cohesin complex. Gene Ontology annotation, biological process: sister chromatid cohesion.